AUGGCGACGCGGAACGACCGGUACAACAAGCUCUCGCCCCAGGAGCGCCGCGCUGGAGAAUCGGUAUGCGCCUCGCCACCAAAUUGUUGCCAUGGCUCUAAUACAGACGCACGCAGGNCCCUCAGCGACUUUGCCGACUACGUGCAGAAGCAGCAGGCCAAACGCCGCCAUCCCCAUGACCAAGACUCUGCAUACGGCACCCAGUCGGUUGUCACGACCGAGGAACAUGCCGAGCUCGAUAUCCUCGACUCUCUCAACCUCAGCGACGAGCCCGCGAGCCUUCCGCUCAAACACCUCUUCCUUGACAAGUCCGACGAUGCCGAUGAGAGCCUGAGUCUCUUGACAGGCUUCGUCAAUGGCCGCCUCGAAGAAGGCCAUGGUGAGGCCAUGUUCGACCUUGGCCUGGAAGACAACGGAGACUCUAUGAACUUUGACAAGAAUGACUGGGACUUUGCUCUGGCCAGACUGCACACUGUCACCGAAUCACUAGGCGCCGACUACCGCAUACUCAUGACCAAGAAUGUCGGUGGCGAAGACGAGGUUGAUGUGAGCCCCAAGGAGAAGGCGUGCAGCGGAAAGUUGAUGAUCAGGCGGCGGCCCAACUCGGUUGACAAUGUCAUCGAGACCCGAAUAGCCGUUGUCGGCAAUGUCGAUGCUGGAAAAAGCACCAUGUUGGGUGUGCUGGUCAAGGGCGGUCUCGAUGAUGGCCGUGGAAAGGCCCGUGUUAACUUGUUCCGUCACAAGCACGAGAUCGAGAGUGGAAGAACAAGCUCGGUGGGCAUGGAGAUCAUGGGAUUCGACAGCAAGGGUGAGGUCGUCAUGGCCUCGACCGCUGGUCGCAAGCUCUCGUGGGAGGAAAUCGGCAACAGAUCGGUGUUCAUCGGCUUCACUGAUCUAGCUGGCCACGAGCGCUACCUGCGCACUACAGUAUUCGGCAUGCUCAGCAGUGAACCUAACUACUGCCUACUCAUGGUUGCUGCCAACAAUGGCUUGAUUGGCAUGAGCAAAGAGCAUUUGGGAAUUGCCCUAGCCCUCAACGUGCCAGUCAUGGUUUGCAUAACCAAGAUCGACAUCUGCCCGCCGCACAUUCUCCAGCAAACCAUCACCCAGUUGACCAAAAUUCUCAAAUCGCCAGGUGCCAGGAAGAUACCCAUAUUCAUCAAGAACAAGGAAGAAUGUAUAAACACCGCCACUCAGUUCAUCAGCCAGCGUAUCUGCCCCGUCUUCCAAGUCUCCAACGUAACCGGCCACUCCCUCGAUCUCGUUCGUACCUUCCUCAAUAUCAUUCCCCACCACGGUCAUUACGACGCCGAAGCUCCUUUUGAAUUCCACAUCAACGAUACUUUCUCGGUGCCGUUCGUUGGUACAGUGGUGUCUGGAGUUGUCAAAUCUGGUGUCGUACACGCUGGCGACACUGUAUUAGUUGGUCCUGACGGCCUUGGCAAUUUCACGACGACGAGCAUCAGGAGCAUCGAAAGGAAACGAAUAGGUGUCCCUGCCUGCAGUGCGGGUCAAAGUGCCAGCUUUGCCCUGAAGAAGGUUCGCAGAAAGGACGUACGCAAAGGCAUGGUGUGCCUACUCAAGAACGACGAGCAGCCACCUAAGGUCCACCGCGAGUUCAUAGCCGAAGUCCUUAUUCUCAGCCACGCAACCACCAUCAAGACAAAAUACCAGGCCAUGCUGCACGUCGGCCCCAUCUCUCAGACAUGUGCUAUCAUCGACAUCGACAGAGCUUACAUCAGGACCGGCGAUCGUGCGACCGUAGCAUUCCGCUUUGUCCAGCGUCCAGAGUUUCUUGCUGUGGGCGAUCGUAUACUGUUCAGAGAAGGUAGAACGAAAGGCCUGGGUAUUGUCAAGGCCGUUGGCUACGAUCCGAGCAAACCGCUCAAUCCUGACGCUGGCAAGCAGAAGGCGGUCGCCACAGAGGUCGCGGACACUACCGCCCCUACUCCCGCUACUGCAUAA
Molecule: messenger RNA, 1965 nt
Organism: Aureobasidium vineae
Lineage: Eukaryota; Fungi; Ascomycota; Dothideomycetes; Dothideales; Saccotheciaceae
Source: the annotation of a GenBank genome assembly